Messenger RNA from Puma concolor (puma), 1863 nucleotides. RefSeq names its product monooxygenase DBH like 1 (gene MOXD1). Gene Ontology annotation, molecular function: copper ion binding; dopamine beta-monooxygenase activity. Gene Ontology annotation, cellular component: secretory granule membrane. The record is from RefSeq and is a predicted model, not a curated record. Gene Ontology annotation, biological process: octopamine biosynthetic process; dopamine catabolic process; norepinephrine biosynthetic process. Lineage: Eukaryota; Metazoa; Chordata; Mammalia; Carnivora; Felidae.
AUGUGCCGCUGGCCGCUGCUCCUGUUGUGGGGGCUGCUCCCCGGCGCGGCGGCGGCGGCGGCGGCGGCGGGGGGCUCGGGCCGAGCCCUCCCGCACCGCACCCUCCUCGACUCCGAGGGCAAGUACUGGCUGAGCUGGGGCCCGCGGGGCGGCGGGCUCGCCUUCCGCCUCGAGGUGCGCACCGCCGGCUACGUGGGCUUCGGCUUCUCGCCCACCGGGGCCAUGGCCUCGGCGGACAUCGUCGUGGGCGGAGUGGCCCACGGGCGGCCCUACCUGCAGGAUUAUUUUACAAAUGCAAAUAGAGAAUUAAAAAAAGAUGCUCAGCAAGAUUACCGCCUGGAAUAUGCCAUGGAAAAUAGUACACACACAAUAAUUGAAUUUACCAGAGAACUGCAUACAUGUGACAUAAAUGACAAGAGUAUAACGGAGAGCACAGUGAGAGUGAUCUGGGCUUACCACCAUGAAGAUGUGGGAGAAGCCGGCCCCAAGUACCACGACUCCAAUCGUGGCACCAAGAGUCUGCGGCUGUUGAAUCCUGAGAAAACCAGCGUGUUGUCUACAGCCAUACCAUACUUUGACCUGGUAAAUCAGGACGUCCCCAUCCCAAACAAAGGUACGACCUACUGGUGCCAAAUGUUUAAAAUUCCUGUGUUCCAGGAAAAGCAUCAUGUAAUAAAGGUGGAGCCAGUGAUACAGAGAGGCCAUGAGAGUCUGGUCCACCACAUCCUGCUCUAUCAGUGCAGUAGCAGCUUUAAUGACAGCGUUCUGGACUAUGGCCAUGAGUGCUACCAUCCUAACAUGCCUGAUGCGUUCCUCACCUGCGAGACUGUGAUUUUUGCCUGGGCCAUUGGUGGAGAGGGUUUUUCCUACCCACCUCAUGUUGGAUUAUCCCUUGGCACACCGUUAGAUCCUCGUUAUGUGCUCCUGGAAGUCCAUUAUGACAAUCCGACAUAUAAGGAGGGCUUAAUAGAUAAUUCCGGACUGAGGUUAUUUCAUACAACAGAUAUAAGGAAAUACGAUGCUGGGGUGAUUGAGGCUGGCCUCUGGGUAAGCCUCUUCCAUACCAUCCCUCCAGGGAUGCCUGAAUUUCGGUCUGAGGGUCACUGCACUCUGGAAUGCCUAGAAGAGGCUCUGGAAGCUGAAAAGCCAAGUGGAAUCCAUGUGUUUGCUGUGCUUCUUCAUGCUCACCUGGCGGGCAGGGGCAUCAGGCUCCGUCAUUUUCGCAAAGGGGAGGAAUUGAGAUUACUGGCUUAUGAUGAUGAUUUUGACUUCAAUUUUCAGGAGUUUCAGUAUCUAAAGGAAGAACAAACAAUCUUACCAGGAGAUAAUCUCAUUACUGAGUGUCGUUACAACACAAAAGAUAGAGCCCGGAUGACUUGGGGAGGAUUAAGCACCAGGAAUGAAAUGUGUCUUUCAUACCUUCUUUACUACCCAAGAAUUAAUCUUACUCGAUGUGCAAGUAUUCCUGACAUUAUGGAACAACUUCAGUUCAUUGGCGUUAAGGAGAUCUAUAGGCCAGUCACGACCUGGCCUUUCAUUAUCAAAAGCCCCAAGCAGUAUAAAAACCUCUCUUUCAUGGACGCAAUGAAUAAAUUUAAAUGGGCUAAAAAGGAAGGUCUCUCCUUCAACAAGCUUGUCCUUAGCUUGCCGGUGAACGUGAGAUGCUCCAAGACGGACAACGCGGAGUGGUCGAUUCAAGGGAUGACAGCAUUACCUCCACACGUGGAAAGACCGUAUAAAGCAGAGCCCUUGGUGUGUGGAACCUCUUCUUCCUCUUCUCCGCCCAGAAACCACCCUCUUGAGAUGCUCUUGUGUUUCAUGGUACUCUGCAGCCUGUUGCACAGCACACACUUGUGGUCAUAA